AUGCACCAAGGUGGCGGGUCCACCAAACAAACCACCAUACCCCAGAGGCGCCCUGGGUCAUCAAACCAAUAUCAAAAUCACUCUCGCGGGUUCAAGCCAUUCGGGCUGCAGCCAGGACAGGGUGCUCCUAUGGAUAUCGGCGCGGUCCAAGGCGGACAAAUGCGCAGAUUCAAGGGCAACUGUUACAACUGCGGCCAAGAGGGACACAUGUCCCGAGACUGUAGAAACGGGGCACAGGCUGCCCAACAAAAAAAUAAUCAAGGGCGCCAGGCGCGCCAACUAGAAACCGAACAGCCGGACGAUCGGCUCCACUCUUUGGCCGGUCGUUCUUACGACGAAAUCCGGGCCUUCUUCUAUGACCAACAGGUCAACGAAAUGAAGGCUCAGGGAAAAGAAUUCGGGGCUUAG
This is a messenger RNA of Serpula lacrymans var. lacrymans S7.9, 408 nucleotides long. RefSeq lists its product as uncharacterized. The record is from RefSeq and is a predicted model, not a curated record. The coding region runs from base 1 to 408 and encodes 135 amino acids. Lineage: Eukaryota; Fungi; Basidiomycota; Agaricomycetes; Boletales; Serpulaceae. The transcript has a single exon. Gene Ontology annotation, molecular function: nucleic acid binding; zinc ion binding.